AUGCGGCAGGAGGCGGAGAGGAAAGUGGAGAAGGCGAAGAAGGAGGUGAAGGAGGCGAAGAAGGAGGUUCAGGAGGCGGAGAGGAAGGUCCAGGAGGCGGAGAGGAAGGUCCAGGAGGCGAAGAAGGAGGUGCAGGAGGCGGAGAGGAAGGUGGAGAAGGCGAAGGCAAGCGGCCGGACGAAGGAGUCCGAGGCGGAGCCACCCGACUCGAUAUAUCCAACAAUUGCUGAUGUCCUUACACUCCUCCGCGCCCGAUUUUGGAGACAGGCACGGAGCAGUUGGUGCGAGAAGUUGCUCGCGAAGAAGUUGAAGUUUGGAGCAGCCGACCAACUGCUUGCAACAGUUGGGGCCACAUGGGACUAUUGUGGGAAGGAGGAGCUCCGUGAAAGCAUGCAGAUCCCCAUCCAGAAGCUGCACGAGCAAAAGGGGAAGAACAGUGACAAACAGCUUCAUCCUUUGUUCAAGGCAAGUCCCGGUUGCUGA
Molecule: messenger RNA, 483 nt
Organism: Effrenium voratum
Lineage: Eukaryota; Dinophyceae; Suessiales; Symbiodiniaceae
Source: the annotation of a GenBank genome assembly